Molecule: messenger RNA, 1062 nt
Organism: Fusarium venenatum
Lineage: Eukaryota; Fungi; Ascomycota; Sordariomycetes; Hypocreales; Nectriaceae
Product: fungal-specific transcription factor domain-containing protein
Biological process (GO): positive regulation of transcription by RNA polymerase II
Cellular component (GO): nucleus
Molecular function (GO): zinc ion binding; DNA-binding transcription factor activity, RNA polymerase II-specific; transcription cis-regulatory region binding
Source: RefSeq, a predicted model, not a curated record
AUGUGCUCUACUACCCAUUCCGAUAAUGGGUUAUGGCGGGAAUUACCACCAGUCGCCCUGUCUUCGCAUGACGCAUCUACCGAUGCGCUCUUCUAUUCCAUGCUUGCGAUCUCAGGCCAUCAUCGCUGGGGCCCCAGUGUCGCGAAUCCUUUUAGAACAAAAGCAGUCGAAGCACUUACACGGUCACUCACGCACACAAAUAGUUGUGCUCAAAACAGUACACCAUCGCAACUGGCAGCAGUCAUGAUGAUGUGCAUGCAUAGCGUUUUCGAUGUUAAUGAGGGCCACUUCUACAUUCACUUGGAAGGGGCCAGGCGGGUCUUACACAAUUUGAGCUCAGACUACAAGCAGAACAAGAUCACCAAGUUUUUAUCUGUUUGGCUGAUGUACUAUGAUAUACUUGACAACUUUGCUCACCCACUACGGAAGACGCAAAGUCCACUUGACCAUAACCUUUCAUUCGAUAAUUCAUCAACCAUCAUAGGCCUCUUGGGCUGCUCGCCGGGUGUUUUCAGUGUUAUCCACCGUAUCAAUGUACUUCGUGCGGAUAUCCUCCUACAGCACAAUGAUAUACACGCAGUUGCUGAAGCAAGUCAGCAGCGGUCCAGGUUAGAAGCAAUGCUUUUAUUUUCCGAGCAGCGCCUGAGCCCCGACGAAACUAACUGCCUGGUACACCCCAGCUCGGUGGAAGCUUUAGCCAAAGCGGAACUGUAUCGGCUAGCUGCUCUGCUAUACCUCCAGCGUGUAGUGCCAGUAGACGGAGAUGAGGAACGUAGAACAGUGUACUUGCAGCAGGCACUUUCUAUAUUGAUAGGACUUUCAGUUGCAUCGAGUCCUUGGCCCUGUUUUAUUAUAGCUUGCGAAGUAAAACUGGAAGAGCAGCGAUUGCAGAUUCUUGAAGUUCUCAACAAAAUGGACACGGUACGAAAGGUCGGAAAUAUGCCCGUUACUCGUACUAUUGUCGAAACUGUUUGGAAGCAGCAAGACCUCCGAGUUGGGACGGAACGGGCUAGUUGGUGGUCUUGUCCGAGUUUCGAUUUGUCAGUUCCUUGGUUCGCAUAA